UAAAUUUUUUCUUUAAAGAUUUAAACGCCCCAACAAUUUAUUUUGGCCACAGACCAUGGUUGAAUAAUGAAACAAUUUUGGCUGAAAUGAAAGGAAAUUUACAAUUGGUGGAACACGCCGCCAAAAUUUUUCUUGAAAAUUAUUCCCAAUCAAUUCAACUGUUUUCUGCCGCAAUUGGCCAAUUUAAACGUUAUCAUUGUAAAAGAUUUGCGACUUUGUCUUAUUUAAAUAUUGCCGAAGAAUAUAUUUGUUUUAAACAAUUUGGGAAUUCUUUACAGAUUCUCCAACACGUUUCAACAGAACUUCGAACAUCUUCAUUUUAUUCACUUUUGCGUAAUGUACUUGUAUUAAUGGCUAAUUGUGCUUAUUGCUCUUUAAAUAUUAAUGAGUGGAUUUUGGCUAUAGUUCAAUUACUUCAUUCAGAAAUGACAAAUUUAUCUUCUCAAAUAGAACCUAAUUUACUCGAAGAUGCUCAAAAUUAUUUUUCUGGUCAUUCUUCUAUACCUUUUCCUAUUUUACCUAAUUUUCCGUUUUAUGAAGAAGAGAUCUGUUCUAUUCGUCCCCAAUGGGAACAAAAUUUAUCAGUUAAUGAAGUAAGGAGACAGCAAAAUUUAUUUAAACUAGAAUUGAGUCAAUUGGGGAAUUAUUCUUUUUUGAAUUGUAAAAUACGUUUUUUGCCUGUUAAUAUCAACAAAACAACAGAAUUUGAGGAAGAAAAUGAAAAUAAAUAUUUAAAUAUACGUUCUGGAGAUUCUUUACCUAUUGAGGUAUACCUAAAUUAAUAUUCUCCUCACUAUCCCCCAAACCCCUCUUAAUCCUCAAAAUGCCUCAAUAUCUUUCCCAAAUUCUUCUAAUCUCUCAAUAUCCCCCAAUCUCCAAAUAUACUCCCAAUCUCCAAUACCCCCUAAUCCCCCAUAUCUUUCGAUAUUCGACAAAAUCCCCGAUAUCCCUCUUACAAUUAGUCCCCCAAAUCCACAAUAUCUCUUGUAAUCCCUCCAAGUUCGCCUCCCUCGAUGACCUUACAAUCCAACACAAAUUCCCCGAUAUCCCUCUUUAUCACUCAAAUCCACAAUAUCUCUUCUAAUCCCUAUAAAUUCGCCUCCCUCGAUAAACCUAUAGAUUCCAGUUUAGCAUUCAUAACCUGCUUCUUUACAAUUUAC
Molecule: messenger RNA, 1160 nt
Organism: Meloidogyne enterolobii
Lineage: Eukaryota; Metazoa; Nematoda; Chromadorea; Rhabditida; Meloidogynidae
Source: the annotation of a GenBank genome assembly